UUUGGGGAAGAUGAUAACAGCUAAGCCAGGGAAAACACCGAUUCAGGUAUUACACGAGUACGGCAUGAAGACCAAGAACAUCCCGGUUUAUGAGUGUGAGAGAUCUGAUGUGCAAAUCCAUGUGCCCACUUUCACCUUCAGAGUAACCGUUGGUGACAUAACCUGCACAGGUGAAGGAACAAGUAAGAAGCUGGCGAAACACAGAGCUGCAGAGGCUGCCAUAAACAUUUUGAAAGCCAAUGCAAGUAUUUGCUUUGCAGUUCCUGACCCUUUAAUGCCUGACCCUUCCAAGCAACCAAAGAACCAGCUUAAUCCUAUUGGUUCAUUACAGGAACUGGCUAUUCAUCAUGGCUGGAGACUUCCUGAAUAUACCCUUUCCCAGGAGGGAGGACCUGCUCAUAAGAGAGAAUAUACCACAAUUUGCAGGCUAGAGUCAUUUAUGGAAACUGGAAAGGGGGCAUCCAAAAAACAAGCCAAGAGAAAUGCUGCUGAGAAAUUUCUUGCCAAAUUUAGUAAUAUUUCUCCAGAGAACCAUAUUUCUCUAACAAAUGUAGUAGGGCAUUCUUUAGGGUGCACUUGGCAUUCCUUGAGGAAUUCUCCCGGGGAAAAGAUCAACUUGCUGAAAAGAAGCCUCCUUAGUAUUCCAAAUACAGACUACAUCCAGCUGCUUAGUGAAAUCGCCAAGGAACAAGGCUUUAACAUAACGUAUUUGGAUAUAGAAGAACUGAGUGCCAACGGGCAGUAUCAGUGCCUCGCCGAACUGUCGACCAGUCCUAUUACAGUCUGUCAUGGCUCGGGGAUCUCCUGCGGCAAUGCGCAGAGUGACGCAGCCCACAAUGCUCUGCAGUAUUUGAAGAUAAUCGCAGAAAGGAAGUAAAGUUGGGGCACCUUAGAAAACCCUUCAGUAGCACUUCAGGCAUUCUCCUCUCACUCCUUCCCGUGUAAAACUUUUACCGUAAUGUUUGUGAGUUAUUUCCAGAUCUCUUCAGAUUCAUCAACACUCCAGAUUCAGUUAUCUCCUGGUAGUUGUUACUAAGCUCUUUUUAAUGGCUUCAACUUUGUAUUGGUAUAUUGUAUUUAUAAACUUUGUAUCACGGGCAUGGUGUAGCACCCAUUUUACAGAGCUAGGCACAUAAGAGGAAGGAACUGCAUGUUUGGUGAUAAGGAUGUGAACAAAAUAAAAGUACUGCUAGCAACGGUCUUACUGGUGCUUACACUCUUUUGCACAAGGCUUUGUAAAGGAAAUUUGAAGGAAGCCCUUUAGGAUUAGAGUAUGGAGGGACGACUUUAGCCAGCUUUUAUUGAAAGUGACCGUUAAAUUUCAGGGAACGUGGUUGGCCUGCUGUGUAUUCAAAAUCAUGUAAUAAAGAGCUCUUGUUAUAA
This is a messenger RNA of Chinchilla lanigera (long-tailed chinchilla), 1383 nucleotides long. It is a transcript of the gene Prkra, whose product is annotated as protein kinase, interferon-inducible double stranded RNA dependent activator. The record is from RefSeq and is a predicted model, not a curated record. NCBI's taxonomy places the organism in Eukaryota, Metazoa, Chordata, Mammalia, Rodentia, Chinchillidae.